CCCCAUGGCUUCUAGUGACAAAGCUCCUGAUUCAAUGCCGGUGGGCGAUGGAUCCGUCCCACCGGGAAAGCCCAUGACGAUGGGUGAUCAGGUGAUUGACAAAAGUUCUCAGAUGUUACAAACAUUGAAACCUAUCAAACAAAUAAGCCAGCAUGUUUGCACAUUCUCUGUUUAUGGUCAUGAUAUGAGUCGCCAGAUCGAGUGUCAUCAUUUUGUGACUCGAGUGAAUCAGGAUUUCCUUCAGUGUGCUGUUUACGACUCCAACGAACCUUCGGCUCACCUUAUAGGGGUUGAAUACAUUGUAUCUGAUAGGAUCUUUGAUACUCUGCCACACGAUGAACAGAAGCUAUGGCAUUCCCAUGAUCAUGAGGUUACAUCAGGAUUAUGGGUGAGUCCAGGUGUUCCGGAGAUGAUACAGAGGAAGGAUCUUGAAAAUAUCGCACAUACUUAUGGGAAGUUUUGGUGCACUUGGCAAGUCGAUAGAGGUGAUCGGCUUCCUCUAGGUGCACCAGCACUGAUGAUGUCACCGCAAGCGGUAAACAUGGGAAUUAUAAAGCCCGAGCUAGUCCAUGUUCGGGAUAACAAGUUAAAGAUAUCAACCGAUGAGCUCAGGGCAUCCAGGGCUAACAUCCCUCCCUCUAAGCCAGGGAAUGCUCGAGUAGCGGAUUACUGGAUGCAUACUGGCAAAGGUUUCGCCAUCGACAUAGAACAGGCGGAAAUGAAGACGCUUUAA
Molecule: messenger RNA, 733 nt
Organism: Erigeron canadensis
Lineage: Eukaryota; Viridiplantae; Streptophyta; Magnoliopsida; Asterales; Asteraceae
Product: oil body-associated protein 2A-like
Exons: 4
Coding region: 5-733 (242 amino acids)
Source: RefSeq, a predicted model, not a curated record